UCUCUCUCACCAGCUUCUAAAGCCCGGCGACUUCAGGUUUUCAGAUUGUUUCAUUUCUUCCCGUAAUCCUGAUCUCUCUCUCUCUCUCUCCCGCUCCCUCCUUCUCUCUCUUUCUCGGUGGGCGGAUCCUUCGAGGGGUGGGUGGCGUUGAUCAGGGAGAUGUCUUCUUCCUUGUCGAAGGAUUUGCACGCUCGCCAUUACACAUACAACCGCAAGGAGAAAUCCCUAGGCCUACUGUGCCAGAAUUUUCUUUCGUUGUAUAAUCGGGAAGGAGUUGAAUCGGUCGGGUUGGAUGAGGCCGCCAGCCGUCUCGGCGUCGAGAGGCGGCGGAUCUACGACAUUGUUAAUGUUUUGGAGAGCGUCGGGGUUCUUGCAAGGAAGGCGAAGAAUCAGUAUUCUUGGAAGGGGUUUGGGGGAAUACCACAGGCCUUGGCAAAAUUAAGAGACGAAACGACAAGAGAAACGUCCACCAGCACGCUACCCAUUGCAUCUGAUGACGCCAGGAUUUCGGACGAUGAAGAAGAUGAGAAUUCGUCUAACCCUAACAGUAGUCAAGAGUUUCCACUUAAGUGUAGUCCCAGCUCUGUGCUUUUGGUACCAGCUACAUCCAAUUCGAGUUCUACAAAAAUUAAGUCAGAACGUAGAAGGGAGAAAUCUCUGGGUCUUCUUACUCAGAAUUUUGUUAAACUAUUUCUUAGUUCGAAGGCCGAGAUUGUCUCGCUUGAAGAGGCAGCAGUUCUUUUACUCGGAGAAGCGAGUGAUUCUUUGCAACUGAGGAGUACAAAAGUGAGAAGACUAUACGACAUCGCAAAUGUAUUAUCAUCCAUGAAUCUCAUUGAGAAGACACACCAUUCUGUGACCAGAAAGCCUGCAUUUAGAUGGCUGGGGGUUGAUGAAAAAUCUGAGAAGGAUUCUUCUCAUGCUAUUUUCUCCGAUAUUCCCAAGGGGGACGCUAAGAAGCGGGAGUUUGGAACAGAGCUUUGCCCAAAUACAGAUAUUGAUGCAAAAAGGAGAAAAUUGUUUUCAGGAAUUCACGCGCUUAAACCUAGGAGAGAAAAUGUGGUGAAUUUGGAAGUUAGUGAUGACAAAGCACGGAAGCAGUCACAACAGCAACAGUACUGCCAAAAGUAUGAGCAGCAAAAGGAGAACAUUUCCUCCAAGGGGUUUGUUUAUGGGCCCUUUUCACCUGUCUGCGUAGCUCAGAAGAACUCGGAGAGCAGUUCAAAAGGAGCACAAGACUGGGACGCAUUGGCCGCUUCAUUCUUUCCCCAGUACAAGAAUCAAGCUUUGAGUGAUCUGUUCUCCCACUAUCUGGAAGCCUGGCAAUCAUGGUAUGCUCAAGUGGCCUCUGGAGGAGGCGACCGGUCUCAUCUGCAUUCUUCCUAACUUCAAGUUUAAACAUCAGUGUACAUCUGUUCAGGAGCAAUAUAUUGUAUCAUUAUAUUUAUUGUUAACAAGGCUAAUAUGCUUCUUAUUGAUGGCAUGUUGUCGGUCUUGUGCAGCCAUGAUUGUUGUCAUUGCAACAGCUGUUGCCUAACUCCGCAAGUUUCGGUCCAUUUUGAAUAAGUCAUGUAAGGUUUAUCUUAGCUCAUGUGUAAUCAAACGCUUGGUUUGUAUGAUAUUGACACCCAUGGCUAAGGUUAACUUUCCCGCUUGUAAUUCUUCCAUCAAAGGAAGAUGAAACUUUAAUUUAUAUUUCUCAAUUUAACUGGUUAAGUUUACUGCAA
Messenger RNA from Nymphaea colorata (pocket water lily), 1727 nucleotides. RefSeq names its product E2F transcription factor-like E2FF. Gene Ontology annotation, cellular component: RNA polymerase II transcription regulator complex. Bases 160 to 1386 code for a protein of 408 amino acids. The transcript has 11 exons. Lineage: Eukaryota; Viridiplantae; Streptophyta; Magnoliopsida; Nymphaeales; Nymphaeaceae. The record is from RefSeq and is a predicted model, not a curated record. Gene Ontology annotation, molecular function: RNA polymerase II cis-regulatory region sequence-specific DNA binding; DNA-binding transcription factor activity, RNA polymerase II-specific. Gene Ontology annotation, biological process: regulation of transcription by RNA polymerase II.